AAAGAAUGUGUUGUAUUUAGCGGGAUCUCACUUUGCAGUAUAGCUUUAUUGAGAGUUUUGCAGAGGUGUAUCGGCAGGGAAAAUCUGAAGUCUCGAUGAAUUGGGUUCUGUGUUUUGGUGUUGUUUUUGCAGUUGUGUUUGGGAGCUCUGAAGGUAUGCGCUAAUAUACAGGGAUCACCUUUGAGAUCGUGGGUACAAUUCUUGUUCCCGGACUGACGUCGACACUUGUGUGAAAAGAGGCAGUCAACCCUCUAUACCUGAAGUCAUGGAUUCUCUCCUGGUACUUCGAUUUCCUCCCGCACUCGCAGGGAAUGUUGCCAGGGUGGGUUGGCAUUAUCAGCCUUAACCCUAACGGACAUUCCGUUCCGUGAUCAGACACGAUUCUUACGGUGGCAUGCCAGAGGCGCCCUUAGUAAGCCUUUGACUCGAUCAGGAUGAACUGCGUCCUUCGCGAUCCAGCUUAGAUCACAGCUGCAAGUAUAAGGAUGAUUAGCACACCACCACUUACUUACAUACUUUUUUGCAGUCCAAUCGCGAUCCUCCAUCGAAAAGUGUUUUUUAUUAGUUUUAGCCAGUGACUAAGCUAUUCCAUAGCAACAGGUCAUGCAUGCUAUGCAAAUUUUUAAUGAUUUACAUUAUUCAAGCCUCUAGAUGUAUGUUUGCGAUGUUGCUCUGAGUGUGUUCACAUCGUGCAAGCUUCAAAGUUUGCUUGACCGCGGUGUGAAUCGAACCCACGACCUUUGGUUUGCUGUGCAAGAUAACGAAGGAACUGAGUUUCGAAAUAUCACCCACUCGAACCGAAUUCACCUCGUAACUCAGUUGCUGGAGCAUUGGACUAGCAAAGCGAAAGUCUCGCUGGUUUGAUUCCCACUGCAGCGGUCAAGUAAGAUGUGGACACACCCACAGCAACAUCACAAACAUAUAUCUUCACCUGAGAGCACAAUACCAGAAACUUUAGAAAUGUAUUGUCUUUAUGACCUAUAUUUAGAUGCAGGUUUAUUAGCAUGACCAUGAUCAGUUGCCAUGGCUAGCUCGCCACUGCAUGAUUUUAAGCAAAAAAACUUAACUAAAUUAAAUUUAUUUAUGCUUAAUCGUUUUUAAAUUCGAUUUUCUGACAGGAUCCCAGAUAAGAUGCAAAUUUCCCGGACAUCCAAAAAAUGGUUACUUGCGCGGUGAUUGGAUAAACCGGUCGGAGGGUGAGACAUUGCGGGUUGAGUGUUAUGAAGGAUUCAAGUUGAAAGGACCGAGUGAGGCAGUUUGCAAAAAUGGAGAAUGGACCACAGCUCUUGGCAAAUGUGAAGGUUGGACGUGUUGUAUUUUUAAAUAGAGAAUUAAGUGGGUAUUUUGAAUUGAACAGGCCUGUCAAGCCUCGAUCCAUUGCAAAGUUCAUUACCCAAUUAUACCCUUGAAGAGAAUUUCUUACUUGCAUAGUAUGUCAAGGUACACUUCAAAGCUGCAAAAUAGACCUUUGUUUGAUGUUGAACUGCACCUCACCAUCUUUACAUAUGUGACAGCUAUUCAGUAGCAGGGACGCCGGAACUGGGGGGGGGGCUGGAGGGGCAAGGGGGCAAAGGUGCCCUUUCAAUUUAAAGGAUUGCCUUGGCGAAAUAGCGAAUUGUCAGAACUGUUAGUGCAAUUCUUUUACGAAUUUGCUUCAGAAAAUGCAAGAAAUGCAGCCAUCGAGCUUCAAGAAUAGCACAAUUGCCUGGCGGAGAACCCCCUCACACCCCUACAAUCCAAUAAAUAGAAAACAUGAUUAUAGGCGAAGUUCAACUCCCAAUGUUUUGUAAACAUCUCUUAGUAUAUAUCAAUUCAAAAGUGCCCUUUCACGAAAAUCUGCCCCCCUUGCCUUCACAUCGUUCCGGCGUCCCUGUUCAGUAGGUUGUAAUUAGCUGCACGGUUUAUUCAGAAGGAAUUAAAUUCAGUGCCAUGAAACAAUGUGUCUGUCAAACAGUUCCUAUAGUUUGUCCACCUUUGGUACAUGGCCUGGUAAAGUGCAUGUUUCAUGGCUUGCCUAACUUCGGGAAACAUGGCUAGAAAACAAUUUUCUGGUAAAUGCUUUAUGCUUUGUUCACAAUAUAGGAAACAUCUUCAAACAUGUCUAGCAAACAAUGUUUCUUUGUUUGGCUUACUCCAUGAAACAUGGCUAAGCAACUUUUUUCUGCAAUAAUUUCGAAAAAAAAGGAGGUUAACGAUUUGGAAAGAUGGCUAGUGAUCAACGUUUCCGCAAUAUUUGUUUCCUACACACGUAAAAACGCAUAAGUUGUACAAACCCUGAUUGUUGACAAAUUGUCAACGGCUUGUUGACACCUUGUCACAAGGUUGUUGACUCAACAGACUUGUCACAAGUUGUUCCAACCACUUGUUAUCGUCCUGAAAUUCAAAUAACAACAUUGUAACAACUUGUUUGAAAAGCUUGCUACAAGUCUGUUGCGAACUCGUCUUGUUGACAAGUUUACCUGUGUAGUUUCUCUCGGCCACUUUAAUGACCAUAGUUUCUUUUUUAAAGUUGUGAUGUGCCAACCUCCAAAGACGGGUCGUUUAUCAAUCUCAGACCCUCCAAGUUGCUUGACAGGAUCCAGUCCCUACGGCACAUUAUGCAGAAUGUCAUGUCCCCCCGGAUAUCCUGAUCAGGCUGGAUUGUUUUGUUCCAAAGAUGGACAAUGGGAAGGCCGUGACGUUGUGUGCAAAGGUAAACUGCUGUGGUCAGUGGGUUAGCUUAAUCCUAGGUCAACAAAAUCUUCAAAGCAAUCUUCCCAGCGCCGUGCCGACAGGAGGGGAGGGGGGGGGGGUUAAAACCCAAAGUUUGGGCCCAAAGUUUUGUGUUCACCCGCCCAGAAACAUAUCGGUCUGUACGUCUCUGAAUUCUCCCAACAGCUUGCUUUUAAACAUGGAAAUAUUUUUCUUCGACUCUUGUCUCCAUCAACAGAAGUUUUAUUUACUAAAGUUUUGAAAUAAACGGACGUGCAAAAAUCCACAAACCGAAACAACGUUAAAUUUUAAUCCAGGGAGAGCGCUGAUCCAGCUUUAAACAAUUGGCUCCCGAUCUCAAUUGAAAAUUAUGCUUUGCUAUACACCAAGUGAUUCAGUAUAAAUUUUCUAGUUUCAACUCUUAGAGCGGAUAAAAAUAAAAUAAGAACCUGUUUGAAAUUUUAGCCUAUAAACAUGUUCUUAUAUAAAGGGUGUCUAAAUAAGCAAUUUUACUCUAACAGAUUCAUAAAGUCUAAGUUCUUAUACGCGGGGUCUUAUACUGUAUUCUAGAUCGCCAGCCGCCCGAUCUGAAGUGCCCGUCAAAAGAUCAAGUGAUAACUCAUCAAAGCGACCCGGGAAAGGCAACCGCCAAGGUCAGUUUCCCUACUCCUUCCUAUACUGACAAUUCCGAGGCGCAUGGCGGGAAGCUAAGUUUCAGCGCAACCCUGGAUGGCAAGCCUGUCUCAGUGAAGAAGGAACACGAGCUGAGCAUUACUCCCCGGCGCUUUGACUAUCAUGAGGUGAAGUAUAUCGUAACAGACGAGGCUGGAAAUGAGGCGAAAUGUUAUUUCCUCUAUCGUAUACAAGGUAAGAUAAACUAGGAGUACCACCGGUCAAAAGUGCGACCCACAUGGGGACAUUAGUCAAACACAAUACCCGGGACCUAAAGUUGCAUUUUUCGCUUCUGUUCCUGGUUAUAUCUUAUAUCAAUGGAGAUGCCACAAAAAUCUUGAUAACGACAAAGAAACUAGCAUGGUCAACUGCAAGCAGCAAGCACAUAGAGCAUUAAAUCGAACAUUCAAUCGAACAGAUUUAUCAACCGUAUAAAGUAAUAGGGAGUUUAAGCUUCACGUUUCCGUGAACGGCAAACGACAGGUACAAAUUUUCUUGGCAAAAUUUUCGUUGAAUGUUUUCAAAGAGCUAUUAAUUAGCAUAAUCUCCCUAAUGACCAUGCAUUUUUGGCACACAGUUUUCCAUGUUCAUUUAUUCAGUGUCAAACUGUUACCAAGUUUUGCGCUGUAUAGAAUAAAUAAAGUUUCGUUUUCAAUGCUGAAUAGAUGGUAGAUUGUCUUAUAUUAGUCGGUUGAUUGUCCCAGAGUGGCACUAAGGCGCUUUAAAGCGGUUGAAGAAGGAAUCUCUAAAUAACGUGGUGCGGGUUCAGUAAUAAUAUAAGCGUGCAUUAACUAUGAGCAAUGGUUGCAAUAUUUAACCAUAGAUAAAGAGGCACCGAAGAUUACAAGCUGUCCAAGUAACAUUGCCCUCACGACAAAGAAAGGAGAGAAUAUGAUUCGUGUCUCUUGGAAAGAACCUACAGUCACGGAUAAUUCUGGAAAAGAUGUCAGCGUGUUUUGCGACCGCGUGAAUUAUUCCCAAUUCCCCGUGGGAACUCAUUUGGUUAGAUACCACGUUUCUGAUAGGUCCAACAACAAGGCCUUUUGUGAGUUUCAUAUCACUGUAAAAUGUAAGUAAACUGAGCACGUAAGCACAUUAUUACCUAUUUCACUGCACUGCAAAAAAAAAAACGCCCAGCCUGUAUGUUAUUGAAAACAGGCUUCAACAAUAUAUUUUGUUGCCCAUAUUUUUCCUGGUUGUUAACAAUAUUGUUGAGCAUUGUUCAGGCUGAACAAUGCAGAACAAUAUUGUUAACAACCGGGAACAAUAUGGGCAGCAAAAUAUUGUUCAGGCCUCAGGCUGUUUUCAACAACAUUGUUACAAGCUGGGCUUUUUUUGCUCUGUAGCUAACAAGCAAACUGGCUAACUUGGCUAACAGGCUAACUUGGCUAAUUUCAUGGCCUACAGGUUAACUUGGCUAACUGGCUAACUAGUUAACUAGCUAACUUGCUAACUAAAUAGCUAAUUAGCUAGCUAACCAACUAACUAACUAGCUAGCUAACCAACUAACCAACCAACUACCUAACAAAUUAACCAGCUAAGAACCAUCCCAUAUUCUUUGUUUGCAAUCACGUACGUGAGUUUUCAUCCAAACGACGGGCAAUCAAACAACUUUUGGACAAUUUUUCUCCUAUCCGAAUGGUUUUAGGAAGAAAAACUGAACGGUAAUUUCAUCUUUUGAGUCUUACACUGUCUCUAAACUCGAUCAAUACAUUUAUCCCCAAAUUAUACAUUAAAUCCCAAAAUUAUGUCAUUGCAAACAAAGAAUUUGAACAGCAGACACCUUCACUAAACUUCUCUCUCCAUCAUUCAUCCCCAGAAUUGAAUCGUUUUCUCAUAUAAAUAUAGAAUAAGCCGUAUAUAUAUUGACUGAUUUUGUCUUUCCUCUUCUUGCAGUGCCAUGCAUUGACCAUCCAGACUUUCCUAUCACAUCAGUGAAUCCCGGAAUAGUUUUGCCUGAUCCUGCCAACGCGUGUAGUUAUCCUGCCUCUGAUCUCACAAAAUGUGACGACGCUGUUUCUCCUUUCGUCCCUAACCUCGUUUGGAAACAGAUUUGCAGAAAAACAUGCAAAGCUUGUUAAAGGGUUAUCCCUCUACGACUGAAAAGGUAUGAUGAUAUAGUUGGCUAAGUUUUUCUCCGAGAAUUCAUGGACCGCGACUUCUGCUUAGGGACUGGUCAUAAAAUAGAGAAGGGAUGGGCUGGGGGGAAAUAUGGAGGUGGGCCACCAUGUUCAUGCUUGCAAACAGGGGUGGGCCAAACAAACUGCAAUUUUGAGUAAAUUAGGUUUCAUAUGCUUAUAUGUUCAUCUUUCUCUUUUAGAUUUCUUGAUAACGAUUCGUUUCAACGUAUCUUCUGGAGUUCAACAUAGUUUUGUUUAGUUCAAUAGUAAAAGUAGUCAUUCAAUAAAGAGCAUUC
Messenger RNA from Paramuricea clavata, 5779 nucleotides. The record is from the annotation of a GenBank genome assembly. NCBI's taxonomy places the organism in Eukaryota, Metazoa, Cnidaria, Anthozoa, Malacalcyonacea, Plexauridae.